This is a messenger RNA of Danio aesculapii, 849 nucleotides long. It is a transcript of the gene prkrip1, whose product is annotated as PRKR interacting protein 1. NCBI's taxonomy places the organism in Eukaryota, Metazoa, Chordata, Actinopteri, Cypriniformes, Danionidae. The transcript is spliced from 6 exons. Gene Ontology annotation, biological process: negative regulation of protein kinase activity. Bases 47 to 595 code for a protein of 182 amino acids. The record is from RefSeq and is a predicted model, not a curated record. Gene Ontology annotation, cellular component: nucleolus. Gene Ontology annotation, molecular function: double-stranded RNA binding; protein kinase binding; protein kinase inhibitor activity.
AGCAGAAGAACCCCAAACCUACCUCGAAGAAGAAGCUGGGAGAAUCAUGGCUGUGGAAAACAAAGAUGCUCGACCGGGGAAAGCUCCUAAAAAAGAGUCUCAGCCUUUGAUUAUUGCCAAAACUCCCGCAGAGGAGCAGCGCCUAAAGUUGGAGAGAUUGAUGCGAAACCCCGACAAAGCUGCACCCAUACCAGAGAAACCGAAGGAAUGGAACCCACGCGCUCCACCAGAGUUUGUGCGGGAUGUGAUGGGUUCAAGUGCUGGAGCAGGCAGUGGUGAGUUUCAUGUGUACAGACACCUGCGCCGCCGUGAGUAUCAGAGGCAAGAUUUCCUGGAGCGAUUGUCUGAUAAGCAAAAGCUUGAUGAGGAUUAUAAAGAGAAGCUGAAGGAAAACCAAAAGGCUGCUGAGGACAGAACAGCCAAACGCAGAAAGAAGAGAGACAAGUUGAAACAAAAGAAGUUGAUGGCCAAGAAAGCCAAGAUGGAGAGCCAGAAAGAAGAAGACUCUGAGAAGUCAUCGUCAUCUUCAGCUUCUGAAGGAGAGGAGAAAGAAGAUGAUGCAGAAGUGCCCAGCUUCAUCAUGGGGAAGAGAUGAAAGGAUGAAGGUUUCCAGCAUAUACAGUACCACAGCAGUGAACGUUUUACUCAGAUCUCUGAAAAAAAAACAACAGUUUUUCAGAAGCUCACUGAUGUAUUCUAUGACUAAGUCAGAUGCUAAACACUUCAAUUUGACAUUUUACAACUUUGUUUCAUUUUAUUGGAGUGUUUGUGGUAAACUAAUGUGACCAGGUUUGCCUUUUACUCUGUUGUAAAUAUUUUUUUUAAUAAACAAAACAAAUGCGACGACUA